Messenger RNA from Plutella xylostella (diamondback moth), 2508 nucleotides. The record is from RefSeq and is a predicted model, not a curated record. NCBI's taxonomy places the organism in Eukaryota, Metazoa, Arthropoda, Insecta, Lepidoptera, Plutellidae.
AGUUAACAAUCGAGGGUAACAUUAUAUUUUUAGAAUUGGUUAUGUAGUAGCCCAACUGCGAUUGCCGGCAAGGUCCACAGCACGUGUUUUCGUAGCAUAUUUUUUUCCGGUACAUGUGAAAGAAAAGUGUUAAAAACAUGGAAAGUACUGAUGAAUCUGAGCUGAGCAGGCUGGAAAACUGCUCCUACAGAUACCUACAGCAACGGGCCAAAUCUAUGGCAUUGCCAUCCAAUGUAAAGAAAGUGUACCUCAUAAAGCUGAUCCACACCCGUCUCUUCGGCACGGAGCAUGAAGUGGAUCUGAUCAUUAACCAGGUGAAGCGUGAGCGCCUGCAGCUAGCACAGGUCAGGAAACGGAGAGGCGUGCGCCGGAUGCGACUGCAGGGAGAAGAAAUAUCAUCAACAAGUGAACACAUUCGGUCUCCACCAAUCACAGCUACCCCAAGACGCGCCGGACCAAUCAUCGUGCGAUGCAGCCCCAUCAUGAGAAGAAGCAACCAAAACCGAACAUCCACCUACAUCAGCACAAAAACUACCGAACCUACCAACACACAUACAAAUUCUACCACAAAGGCUUAUAUCCCACCGAAAAAGCCAGAGUGUGACCGGGUUUUACGGAACAGAACCUACCCUAUUUGCAAGUUUAAGAAGCCGGACUCCUACCAUGAGGUUCUGAAUAUAAACAAUAGUGUGAUUGGGUUGAUUCGUGGGAGAAACAUGGAAAGAGAGAAUUCAAGCCGUGGUUUAAGAGAAAUGAAGGUUUACCGAAGGAAAUCUCAGCAUUCCAUCUUGAAUAACCAGUCGGUACUGAAUGUACAAAAGAAUUGCAUUGUGAGACAUAGACCAUCGAUUCUGUCAGGCAAUUCGCCGCAAAGGUUGAUCCAGAAGAUUGAUGUAGCUUCGGCCAAUGACUGCAGAGCUCAAAUCAUGCCAAUGCUGACAUCUAGUGUGGCUAUGUCACCCUUACCAACCCCUGCUAAACGCAAGCGGACUCUAAGCGGUAUCUACCCAAUCAACCAACCAGAACCACCCAAAACCACAUACGAAUAUAUCCAAAGUGGCUUAGGAAUACGCAACCGCGAUGGAACCAUCUCAAAAAUCAAUGCUCUAGUCCAAAAACCUUCCAACAACAACUAUAACAAUAGCAACCGAAUGCUGACUACAAACUUCGAUGCGACGAUUCAAGACAUAAUCAACACAAACAUUGACAAUAUGUCUUUGAACAAUCAGUUUUGUAAACGGUACAUAAACACAGAUGUGUUAUCUAAAACAACAAUGGCUGAAAAUACGUUUACACAUACGGAGACUAAUUCAACGAUGGCAUAUGAGUUUGAGACUCCUGUUUCGAUGGUGAACUAUCAGUUGGAUGCGACAGAAGAAUUGAACAGUGUGUAUUCACAGUACUGUCAUAAGAAGAUACGGGCGGAACAAGUGAGGCACAGAAGGAUAUCAGCCAUCGGCUACAAGCGCGAGUCAGUGAAGGUUGUAGAAGAGAGCCUGCCCAGGAUACACGAGGUUUUCAGCAACUUCUCCGAGGUGACCCAGCCGAUUUAUGUGGGGUUUAAUGCGGAGGCUGAGCCGAUGCCAAGCUACGCAACCUACGAGCCUUCACAACCGACGCCCAUGCUGGAAACUAUAUACAACAUCAAGAACCAGUUCCUAUACCAUGCUCCCCUGGUACCAGUGCCCACUACCAGCAACACUAAGUGUGUGUUUAGUACACCUGUCGUUGCCACUGCAAAGGCGCAAUGCACCGCUUCAACUAACAUGCAAUAUUCUGUUCCUUCGUACGAGGUGGUUAACAACGCAGCUUACAACUACAUGCGGCAAUACGAGCCUGAACCACGGUUCAAUACCAAUGUGAUUCGACAGACACAAGACACCACUCUCUCGUCGUCGUCCCAGGUUCGACCGCCGGCCGGCUCCGGCUCGCCCGACAUGGAUGACGCGCUUGAACUCAUCAGUCAGGAUACUGACUACAUGGAACGGCUAGAGAUGGAUGUUCAGACUCAAUGUCUGCUCUGCGCGUGGACCGGGCCCAGUGUGGUUUUGGAGCCACAUAUUAGGAAGGAGCACCAACCCGAGAUCCUCUCAUUCUCGUCCACGGAAUGGCACGUGCCCUUCACUGUCGGCGCCAUGACGUCCCGCGUGAUCCGCCGUGAGGCACCGCCUUCGUCACACUACAUAUCAGAGCCAGACACCCCGGAAGUGGGCACCGUGACAAUAUACAACAAGGUGACCGGGGAACCCUUCUCUUGGGCCAGAGUGGUGCCAACACUGACUAGGCCGAGCCGCGUGGACUAUGGAUGUUUGAGGGUAAAACUAUCCGAUUUGGACCUGCUACCUAACAGUGCCAAUGUGGACCUUAUCGGCUCUCAACAAGUAUCAGAUUCCAACAGAGCCGUUUGUGGUCAUCCAGUGUUGGAUGAUAUCCACAUCACGGUUUUUGUUAAGAUUAAAAUUGUUUUUUUUAUGUAAAAGAAGAUUUUUGUUAUCUAUUUUAGUAAGA